UGUUGCUCACAGGAUGAUGCCCAUCGAGGUACCCAUGUAAACUCCCGUGGGAAAUUAGUCCAUUCGCCGAAUGCGGUGGGAAUUCCUCGUAGUAAAACAAACAAAAAACAGGUAAUUUCAUACGAACUUCGGCGAGUGGGAACUUCUCGUAGUAGAACAAAAAAAAAAGGUAAUUUCAUGCGAAUCUACAAUUGGGGAUUUUGUGUGAUUUUUGUGAGAAAACCAUGAGCUUCUUAUUGUUAUGGUUAUCUUCCAGUGGUUGAGCUGCUGUUGUAGUGCAUGCUAGAGCCAACAGCAUAGAACAAAAACCAAUUAGUCUUAAAAACUUGCCAUUAAAGCUAAGUCUAAACUUUCCUGUUACUUGUAGUAAUACAAGGGAUUAAUUGUUAUUUAAUGUAAUGCAGUUCUAAUGUUUAGGUAUAUCUGUCAAACUUUAUCCAAAUCGUCCUCAGACGGUCAGACCGUGCCACUGCAAGUCCUCUACAUGAGAUCAUAAGUAAAUCUUGGCAAGUCUUAAUUUUUAAUUUACAGGACAUCUGCAUUUUUAAUUCAGGUAACAGUUAGUUGAGGUUAAGUAAGAAUCUUGCCCUGAAAGCAAGGAUUGUUUGUUUAGAAUCUGCUGUUAACUGACUCUAUCCCUUCUUCUGACUUAUAUUUGGUAAAGUUUGGUGAAAUAUAUUAGGUAAUGAUUUCUCAACUCCCAGUUUUAGGGAUAAUAAGGGUUGAUCUUCUUCUGUUGACCUGCCUUUACUUAUUUCUCUGCAAAUGUUUCAGAACUCAGAAUAGUAAGCUACUCAAAAACAUCAGCUUUUAUGGUUGAUUUGCUGAUCAACAAUGGACAAGCUCUUAGCUGCCAGGGAGUGCCUGAGAGUCAGUCUUGAAAAAUCAAAUUCUUUGUCUUCUCAGAUUGAUGAAACCAACUCAAACUUAAAGAAGAUAAAUGAAAACUUACCUUUGUUAUCAACUGAGCUUCGUUCUACUUACACCAGAAAAUCCACUCUUUUUUCUGUAGGAGAGCAAGUGGACAGAGCCUUUGGACCUGUCGCGGCAGUUUUGAAGAUACACGAUUCUGUUUGUGGGCUCGAGAUGUCGCUCAUGGCGGGCCCCAUAGGCGGUGAUAUUCUGAGGUACUUGUCAGUAGUGAAGCAGUUUGAAGAGGCACUUAUGUUUCAGUCUGACAACUGUGAGUUAGCAGGGAAGUGGAUAGAGGAUAUAGCGAAGCUCUUAGAUGAAAAUGUAAUGGGUGAUGACAAGUACAUAUUGAAUGUGAAGAAAUCAUUGAGUAUUCUCUCUGAACUUAAGGAAAUGAAGGCGCAUGUUACACUCAAGGGAGGAGUUUUAAGCAAUGCAUUCAACACAAUAGAGCUUGAAUUCAGGGAACUGAUCAAGGAGAAUUCUAGCAGCAGCAACAAAUUCACAGAACUUCUGGUUCAUAAACUUCAAACUGUUAUAGAGAGGUUAAAAGCCAAUGAUAGGGUUGAGAAUUGCAAGACUAUCUUUGUUGAUGUGAGGAGUUCAAAUACUAGGGCAGCUUUACAAGCUCUUGAUUUGAGCUACCUUGAAGAAGAAAUCUCUGAAUCAGAUUCUAUACAGAAGUUUGAAGAUCAUACAGUUCAAUGGGGUAAACACAUGGAGUUUGCUGUUAAACAUAUACUCCAACAUGAGUAUGAGGUUUGCAAAAGUGUCUUUGAUAAGUUUGGUUCAGAGGUUUCCCUUGGAUGUUUUGCGAAAAUCACAGUUCAAUCUGGUUUUUUAGCACUUCUAGAAUUUGGCAACAGGAUUACUGAGGCGAAAAAAGACGCCAUCAAACUUCUGAAGUUGUUAGACAUAUUUGCAAUCCUGCACAACUUGAGGGCAGACUUUAACAUGCUUUUUGGCUCAAAAUCAUGCAUUGAGAUCCAAAAUCUUACACGAGAACUCAUCAAACGGGUAGUUGAUGGGGCGUGUGAGAUAUUCAAGGAACUCUCUCAUCAAGUUGAGGCUCAAAGGUUUAACAUGAUGCCUCCUUUAGAUGGUAGUGUCCCUCGUUUAGUGACCUUUGUUACUAAUUACUGCGCCAUUCUAUUAGAGGAUAAUCACAGGCUAAUUCUUUCUCAAGUGUUAUCCAUCCAUCAAAUUUGGAACACGAAAAAAUCCCACAACGGAAUUCUCAGAGAAGAGUUUCGAAACAUUUUGAAUUCCUUGGAGGUUAAUCUAGAGACAUGGUCAAAAACCAUUGAGGAUGUUUCACUGUCCUACUUUUUCCUGAUGAACAAUUACAUGUAUCUGUAUGAAUUCUUGCAGGGAACAGUUUUUGGCGAUCUUAUGGGAGAAAAGUUGUUAACUGAGCAUAAAAGUAAAAUGCAAAACUAUGCUCAAGCAUACUUGAAACAUAGUUGGGGAAAACUGCCAUCUAUUCUAAGUGAGAAUGAAUUAGUACUGUUUUCAACAAACACUCAAGAAUUGGUGAAGCAAAGGUUUAGAGGAUUCAAUGACGCGUUUGAAGAACUAUACAAGAAACAAUCUCAAUGGGUGGUGAUGGAUAAUGUAAUGCGAGAGAAGGCAUGUCAACUCAUAGUUCAUACAGUUGUUCCGAGUUAUAGGUGUUAUGUUCAUAAUUAUGGUUACAUGGUGGAAAAUGGUUCAAGUCCAAGUAAAUAUGUUAAGUACUCUGUAUCAAGUUUGGAGGCUAUGCUUAGCUCUUUGUUUCAGCUUAAUGUAACCAAAUUUAGUCGUAGUAAUAGCUCUAAAUCCAACCAUUUGAUUGGUAAACUGCGAAAUGCUGUUGCUAAUCAGUUUCGUGUUGCUACGAUUACUACAUGAUCUGUUGUUGUAUAUACAGAUACAGUUGUUCUGUUUCCUGAUGUAGUUCAGUGUAGCCUGAAAUGUAUUUUCUGAUGUCUUUGUAAAUAUUGGUUCCCAAUUACUUCAUCUUCUUUUUGUCUAGAAUGGGCUAUAUGUAACGCUUUAUAUACUCCAUAAACAAUAUAUAUUUAUAUCAAUUAUCUAAGC
Spinacia oleracea (spinach) is the source of this 2991-nucleotide messenger RNA. Its product is annotated as exocyst complex component EXO70A1-like. The record is from RefSeq and is a predicted model, not a curated record. Lineage: Eukaryota; Viridiplantae; Streptophyta; Magnoliopsida; Caryophyllales; Amaranthaceae. Gene Ontology annotation, biological process: exocytosis. Gene Ontology annotation, molecular function: phosphatidylinositol-4,5-bisphosphate binding. The coding region runs from base 835 to 2802 and encodes 655 amino acids. Gene Ontology annotation, cellular component: exocyst. The transcript has a single exon.